AGUUUUGAUUGACAAAGCGAAUGCAUGGACGUAAGUUCGUCUUGUUUUUGUAGUGAUUAUGUUUUGAAAAAGAAUGACUAAAAGGCGUAGUUGUUCACUAAAAUAACUCUUUUGUAGUGGCUUCGGUAAAUAAGUGAAAAAUACAGUGCAAGUGUUACAAUAGGAAUAAAAGUUGUGCGUUUAUAAACAAUAUGGAGGUAUUUGUUUAAUUCCAAGAACUGUGUGUUAUUUUCUGUUUGGCGAAACGAAGUUUUUACAUAAUAAAAAUGGUUCCGCUAACGAUCGUAGUACUGAUAUUAGGAACAUUACUAACAGUAAGAGGAGAUCAAUGUGAGGAUGUCGAUCGUAGCAAGUGCGUCUGUUAUCCGGGAACCGAUUACGAAUAUCAGUGCCCACCUUCCUCACCUCAAAGUUAUUUAAUCCAUGCCCAACCUGACGAAUAUUUGCAUAUUGAUUGCUAUGGCAUAAAAAACUUUGACACUGACCGAUUGCCCAAUUACGUUGCAGGAAACACAACUUACAUUAGAAUGAGAUAUUGUCCUUGGCCGGAGGACAAUUUUCAAGCUCUAUUAAAAAAAUUUGGGAUUACAGCAGUCAAAAUUUUAUAUUUUGAUGAACUUUUCUUGCCACUAAAUUCUUCAGCACAAACUGUUUCAAAAGAAAUCUUUAAAGGGCUAACUAAUUUAAAUGUUUUAACUCUAGCUCGCAUAUCGAAUAAGCUAGCUGAUGAUUUACUUACAGAUCUGCCAGAAUUAUCCGAAUUUUACUUAGAAAGCAGUAAAGUAAUAAAAGAAUUGCCAAAUUUUUAUAUACCUUCAACGGUAAAAAUAUUACAUAUUGUGAAAAACCAGUUUACCAAAGUGCCUAAAAAUGUGUUUCAAAAUUUAACUGGCUUAGUACAGCUUCAUUUGUGGAGAAAUAAUAUUAGCAGUAUCGCAAGAGAUGACUUUAAAGUGUUAAAACGAUUGGGUUCUCUGGAAUUGAGCGUUAAUCACAUCAGUGAGAUAGAAGAAGACAGUUUUGCUGACCUCACUCAACUUAAAACUAUAAAUCUGGGACAUAACCAACUACGUAACCUUCAUCCACUGAUUUUUAAGCAUAACACAAAAUUGGCUAGUAUCAGAUUGGAGCAUAAUCCGUUCUUGAUUUUACCAGAACGAAUAUUUGCUGAUUUUCCAGAACUAUCCAUUAUUAAUAUAAGGAAUACAGGCGCAGCUGUUCUUAAUGAUAAUAUUUUUGCAAAUUCUUCUCAAAUAACUAAACUGUAUUUGCAAGAAAACAAAAUUCAAGAGUUAUCAUCUAAUGUAUUUAAGGGCUUAAAGAAAUUGAACACAUUAGAUAUAAGCAAAAAUCUAAUAAAGUCUCUUAACGAGAAUUUAUUUUCUGAUUUAGUUGCGUUAGAGACUAUCAAUCUAGACUUUAAUAGCAUUACUAAUAUCUCCAAGGAAGUAUUUUCAAGAACAAAAAAUUUGGCGAAACUCACAUUAAGACAUAAUAAUCUAGAGUAUAUCGAUACACGUGCAUUUGUUCAAUUAAACCAACUAAAAACGUUAGAUUUGUCAUACAAUAAGUUGACUUUAGUUUAUAUACCCGGGACAUCACCUAUUCCUUCUUUGCUCUCACUAGAAACACUCAAUUUAAGGCAAAACCAAAUUAAAGAUUUUCCAGAUCUUGGCCAUUUACAAUAUCUUCAGAAUGUAGAUAUGAGUUAUAACCAACUGCAAAAACUUAACGUUGAAGAUAUUGUCGUGAACACCAGACAAGCGCUAAGUUUUGUUGAUUUAAAAAACAACAAAAUUGAAGAAGUAGAUUUUGGAGCAAUGGAAUUGCAAUAUAAGUAUAUUGAAAAAUAUUCUCCCAAUAAUAAGUACCUUCAAAUAAAAGUAGAUUUGAGGAAGAAUCCUAUAUUGUGUGACUGCUCAGUCUACAGUUUAGUUCGCUAUUACAAAAAUGACAUGGAUCCAGUGGUCCGCUCACGAGUAGAUCUCGAAAUAAAUGGAAUUGUUUGUGAUAAAUCUACCAUGUAUGAAGAUAUACUGGUGGCUGAACUUAAACCAGAUGAUAUAUCGUGUGUGGUGUCUAGCAUAAUAUGUCCGAAGGAGUGUUUCUGCUUAUGGAAUCCACAUUCAGAUUUUGUUCAUGUCAAUUGUUCAAAUAGAAAUUUGACAUAUUUCCCAAGAUUAACAAUUCCGGAAAACAAAAUCAAACUUGAUUUGGAUAACAACUUCAUUGAAGGUGGCCUUAAUUCUACUAUGGGAUAUGAAAAUGUUACGGAAUUAAUUUUAUCAAAUAAUCGCAUCAAAGACUUAAAAUGGAUACCUAUGCGAAUUGAGAAACUCAACUUAACGUACAAUAGCCUGACACACAUUGACCCUGAACUUUUCAAAAUUAUUAACACAACAAAGAGUUUAAAGAAAUUGGAAUUGGCUUAUAAUCCUUGGUCAUGCGGAUGCUCUGCUUUUGAUCUACAAUUGUUUCUCCAAAAUCGUUACACAAUAGUAAAACCAACAGACGUGUUUUGUCAGAAGGAAAAGCAGUAUCUAGUUGAAAAAGCUGAUCUGUGCAAACCAUCUUCAGCUCUCAUUCUGUCGAUAGUAUUCCCGGUUGUAGCCUUCCUGAUUUUAACAAUAGUAACACUAGUAUUAUACAUUUAUUACAGGCAGGAAGUAAAGAUUUAUUUAUAUGCCAAGAACAUCUGUUUAUGGUUUGUUACUGAAGAGGAGCUUGACGAAGAUAAAGAAUAUGAUGUCUUUUUAAGUUAUGCACAUCAAGAUGAAGAAUUUGUCCUUCACAAUUUACUUCCAGUUCUACAGCCACUCAGAACUUGCAUUCACAUUAGAGAUUGGAAACCUGGCGAGAUGAUAAUGACAAAUGUUGAGUAUUCCGUUAUGAAUUCUAGAAGAACCCUUGGUUGUUCUCUCGAAUAACUUCUUAGACAGCGUUUGGGGCAUACAAGAAUUUAAAACUGCACAUACUCAAGCUAUUAAGGAAGGACGUGCUAGAGUGAUCGUUGUGAAAUAUGGCGAACUUGAUCAAAGCAGGUUGGAUGGAGAUAUAAAGGCAUAUCUAAAUACCAACACACUACGUAGAAUGGGGAAAACCGUGGUUCUGGAAUAAGCUUAAUUAUGCUUUACCUCACCGUCAAGAAAAAGGAUUCUGCAGGUCAAAUAAAAAACACGCUAGUAUCAUGUUAAAGAUUGAUGAAAAAUUUGUUCUUACUAAUCCUCCGGUGAACCACGCUGAAAGCACUCCCCCCGUUAUAAACUUUGGACCCGGCUGUACUUAAAAAUCAUCCUUUAAACUUUCAAAAGAGUGACUUACACAUUUCUUCCUCUGAAACUCCACUAGUUGUUAGUGUGUGAUUGAUUUUUGUCUCGUUUUGUGCCAAUCGAAUAAAUAGGAUAGAUAUAGACUAUGACUCAAUGUAAAGAGUCCAGACAGAUGGUUUGAAUGUGAUGAAAAGUGCUCAUUUACCUCUCAUUGUAAAAAAAUGUCGAUCAUGAUAAAUGUACAAAUUUAUUGCAUAAAUACUUAUAAGC
Messenger RNA from Diabrotica balteata, 3539 nucleotides. NCBI's taxonomy places the organism in Eukaryota, Metazoa, Arthropoda, Insecta, Coleoptera, Chrysomelidae. The record is from the annotation of a GenBank genome assembly.